Hymenoscyphus albidus is the source of this 1759-nucleotide messenger RNA. Lineage: Eukaryota; Fungi; Ascomycota; Leotiomycetes; Helotiales; Helotiaceae. The record is from the annotation of a GenBank genome assembly.
AUGGAAUCCUGGACUUCAAUUCCUUCGGAUCAAUGGACGCCGGAGACCAUUACUCCCGAUCUUACACCUGCAGACAGUAUUUUAAUUGCGCCCUUGAAAUUUAAACGUCAUGAUGUGCCUAAUCGCAAACCCGCAUCCUCAUCUCUCAACACAAAUAUGCAAACGCCAGUCUAUUUUCUGCCAUACAGCCAGCAACGGCAGGUUUGUGCCUUUGAAGACUGCAAACGCGAUACAAGAAAAUUUGGUCGACCUGGAGAUCUUCUGGCGAACGGUGUAGCACAAAAUGAAUGGGGUGGGCGUGACAGAAGUCACAGUCGAAACCAGGUAUGUCAAAUACUACAAAUAUCUCAAUCUUUGGGUAUAUCAGAAUGCUAAAGCAAGUUAGUAUAUUAAAAAUGAAUCAAAGGAAAGCCAUUAUUUGAAAGUGGUCGAUGGGGAAAACGUCCACUUGAUCGAAGGGGAACUGGAAUCUGUGUUACACCCAUUUUGUCGACUGCCAUAUGCAAUGGGCGCUGAGGAUAUCAGCUCAGGAGAUGUGGUAGUGACUAUGCAGCAGCGAGAUUCUAGCUCUCCAACUUCAAAUACAGAUGUCGUUGCUGUCUUGGAUUACACCUCACAGCGAUUGAGGCCGAGAAUAGAAGAAAAUGUCCGAAGUCAAGGCCAGAUAUCAAAAUUCAUCAGAAAACGUUUGGCAGAGACACAAAGUCUCGUGGAUUCCGACGACAUAUCACACCCCACAGAAUCGAGCUCGGUUAGUUGUACUUGGUAUAGGUCAUCUUCUUCUGCGCAGCUUAGUUUCAAAUCGAGCAGGAAAGCGCAUAUGGCACAGGAAGUGCUUGAGCGACAUUUGCUGUUUGGGCGUAUUAUAUCGCUGCAUUUGCUCACCUCCGAAAACAUUUCAUCGGACGACAGUGGCAAGGCACUUGUCACUCUUAUUGUUGGAAAUCUUGACUCGAGAACUAGUCGUGAUCACUUUGAAGAGAUAUUGACUGGAAAAUUGACGCCCGAUAACAUCAGCAUUGGCUCGCCCGAAAACUUUGCGGACACUGAGGCUGCCACAAUGGUCAAAAGACUUCUACGGCAACAUGGUACCAUUUCUUCGUUUCAAUUUAAACUAGUCGACACUAUGAGUACCAAAAUAAGAGCGUACGCAACAUUCGACAAUCAAGAAGGUGCCAUCAGUGCAGUAAACUCUCUCCACUCUAUGGAUAUUGGAAUACGUACCGGCAGCUUGUUAUCCGUCAAACAUAUCAUUUCUAUCAAUUUCAGAAUUCCCUUGUUAAUCCUCGAUUUCUACCGAACUGAAUUAAGAGAAACGCACUAUGAAUUUUGGGAAGAUGGCCACCUCCAAUACAAGAUUUAUCAACCCAUCGAUUAUGAGAGCGAUUCCGUCGGUCUGCGGUUAUUCGGUGACACUGCAGAGAAGAUUGCGGAGUCAAAGAAGUCGGCCGAGAGUUUUCUGAACGGAACUAUUAUAAUGACCGCGUAUUCUCCUAUUUGGCACAAAUACUUCCUGAAAUCGGGUUCCGUUGAACAUCUCGAGGAGCUACAACGUAUAUAUGGCCUGUAUAUACGUUAUGACACUAAGCAAUACCAGGUGUUGAUCUAUGGGGGUAGCCCUUAUCAAAGGAAGGAAAUACAGCAUCAGUUGAAGAGGAGAAUCGAGAAUCUGCGGAGACGGACUCGUCAGAUUGGGCUAUUGCCACCUUCCUCUAUCAACCAGAGCAACUUUAGAAUAAUAGCAUUAUCUUCGAGCUGA